AUGACGUCUACAGCCUUGCGCAGCCGCAGCCCGGUAGGAGAAGAUGGUGCUUAUCAAGGAAUAGCUCAUCCUGACGUGCUCAAUGGGAUUGAGAUCCGGGCUCUUCACUGGCCAUGACAGAACACUGACAUUCCUGUCUUGCAGAAAAUCACAUACAGAACGAGCAGUAUGGCUGGUGGCAUUGUCAUGCUGAAGGAUCAUGUCAAGAUGAGCCUGCAGGAAGGAUGCCACAUGAGGGAGGAGGAUGUCUUCCCUUACCAAGUUGGUCAGCUGUUCACCGUAGCUGAGGCCAGUAAGAAUGAGACGGGGGGAGGAGAAGGCAUUGAGGUGCUGAUAAAUGAACCCUAUGAGGAAGAGGGAGAGAAGGGACAGUACACACAUAAAGUUUACCAUCUGAAGAGUAAAGUCCCAGGCUGGUUGAGGUAUAUUGCACCAGAGGGAGCAUUAGUUUUCCAUGAAAAAGCCUGGAAUGCCUACCCAUACUGUCGCACCGUUAUAACGGUGAGUUGUGAGUGAACUGACACAAACACAUGCACACUGGGGCCUUGCGGUUAAGAGCGUUGGGCCAGUAACGGAAAGGUCGCUGGUUCGAAUCCCUGAGCCGGCAAGGUGGGAAAGUCUGCUCUUCUGCCCUUGAGCAAGGCAGUUAAUCCCCAAAAACUGCUAUACGGGCGCCGAUGACGUUGAUUAAAGCAGCCCCCCCUCACCUCUCUGAUUGAGGGGUUGAGUUAAAUGCGGAAGACACAUUUUGGUUGAAAUGCGUUCUUGUGCAACUGACUAGGUAUCUCCCUUUCUCAUAUUCCCCCAUCUAUUGUCUGUGUGGGCUAGGUUUGUUGUGUGAAUGUAUUUGAGACACUCGAUCCCAUUAGUGACUUAUGGCGUGGUGGCGUUGUGUAGCUAGCUAUGUUGCUAAUGCUAUCACACCACAGGCAGAGUGAAGUAGUGCACUAACCAGCCAUGCCGUUUCAGCCUGUUGAGGGAAAACUUGUUUGAGGAAUUAGGCAGAAGUCAUCUAUCAGCAAUAAGAGGUUUAUUCAAGCAAUUGCAAGGAAGAUCACUCUCAGGAUGAACCCGGAGAGUAACCUUCAGGACAUACUGGAAAAGGAAUUCUCAGCAUAUACCACAGCGGAUCGCAAAGAUGUUUUACAAUCAGUCUUUAUAUAAGUAAUUUACACAAUGAACUGCUUACCCCUCCAAGGGGGAGGCGAGCUUACAAAAGAGAUAAGGGGUAAUUGGUUCCA
Oncorhynchus keta (chum salmon) is the source of this 1241-nucleotide messenger RNA. Its product is annotated as phosphatidylinositol transfer protein beta isoform-like. Gene Ontology annotation, cellular component: cytoplasm. The coding region runs from base 169 to 516 and encodes 115 amino acids. The transcript is spliced from 5 exons. Gene Ontology annotation, biological process: phospholipid transport. Gene Ontology annotation, molecular function: phosphatidylinositol binding; phosphatidylcholine intramembrane carrier activity; phosphatidylcholine binding. The record is from RefSeq and is a predicted model, not a curated record. NCBI's taxonomy places the organism in Eukaryota, Metazoa, Chordata, Actinopteri, Salmoniformes, Salmonidae.